Penaeus monodon (black tiger shrimp) is the source of this 378-nucleotide messenger RNA. RefSeq lists its product as uncharacterized. The coding region runs from base 1 to 378 and encodes 125 amino acids. The record is from RefSeq and is a predicted model, not a curated record. The transcript has a single exon. NCBI's taxonomy places the organism in Eukaryota, Metazoa, Arthropoda, Malacostraca, Decapoda, Penaeidae.
AUGGAGUACAGAAGAGCAAAGAAAUCGGUGGCCUUGGCUAAAGCAGAGUCAUGUAGGGACGUGAAUGAAAAGCUGGAAACAUCUGAGGGAGAGAAAAAAAUAUACAGGAUAGCAAAGGAUAGGAACAAAGCAACAAAGGACAUACAUCAUGUAAAGCAGAUGAAGAAUGCCAGUGGUGUGGCGCUAACGGAUGAGAAAAAGAUACAAGAAAGACAGAAAGAGUACUUUGGGGGGCUGUUGCAUGAAGAGAAUCCCCAAGAACAUCAUGGUCAUGGAACAUCAUACCCAGGUCUUACAGAAGUAGAAGUGGGGACAGUACUUAAGCGAAUGAAAAACAACAAGGCGACCGGGCCAGAUGUAGUCCCAAUGGAGGAGUAA